AUGGUUUACGCAGCCCGCUUGCUACGAAAUGUAGCGUUUCAAUCGAAUUAUAUGAGAAUUCACGUUGAAUCCGGAAGGCAGACUGCUGUGCGCCGAAGAACUGGCGGCGUGCGUCGAAGACCAGGCGCCGUGCGGCGACAGUGUUCAGCAGAAGCUAGUGUGACGGAACAUACUAUCCUCGGCACGCUUAGAGGGAUGGUUGAGUCGUCCGUGCGUGAGCGGUUUCCUGACUACGACAAACCGAUAGAUGUUGCGGAAUGCGCUAAUACUUCGCUGGGCGACUUCCAGAGUAGUAGUGCUAUGCAAAUUUUUUCUGCACUUGCAAAAGCUGGGGAAACUAGCUUUCGCAGUCCGCGUGACGUCGCUGAUGAAAUCGUAGCCGGAAUAUCUGAAAGGGAAAUGUUUGAUUCCAUCACCAUUGCCGGACCUGGGUUCAUAAACUUUCGCCUGUCCGAUAACUACAUACGUUCGGAACUUUUUAGAGAAACCAAAAGUGCAGAGUUGGGUCCUACUAUCAAAAGGCACGUUUUGGUAGACUUUUCUUCCCCAAACAUUGCAAAGGAAAUGCAUGUCGGUCAUCUUCGUAGCACUAUAAUUGGUGAUACUCUCUGCAAUGUUUUCGAAUUCUGUGGUUAUACCACCACUCGCGUGAACCAUGUUGGUGAUUGGGGCACUCAGUUUGGAAUGUUGAUUCAGUUCAUGAAGGAAAAUGGCAUAUCACCGGACUCGAGUGUAAGUGAUCUGCAAGCUUGCUACAAGCAAGCUAAGCAGAAAUUCGAUGUUGACGAUGAUUUCAAGGCAAAAUCAAAAGAUAUGGUCGUCAAGCUUCAGUCGUAUGAUCCAGAAACAGCACAUAUGUGGCGGCAAAUCUGCAGUGCAAGCCGAGCUGAGUUUCAGACGAUCUACGACCGAUUAAAAAUCCGAAUAGUCGAGAAGGGAGAAAGUUUCUACAACGAUAUGAUCCCAUCGGUACUUGAUGAGCUUCAAUCUAAAAGGUUAAUCGUGGAAGAUGCUGGUGCGCUUUGCAUUUUCACUGAGUCUGAUGAUACCCCAGUAAUUUGUCGCAAAAGUGAUGGGGGUUUCAACUAUGCAUCGACAGAUUUGGCGGCAGUACGUCACAGAAUCAUGAGCGAAAAGGCGGAUAAAAUCAUUUACGUAACAGAUCAAGGGCAGCACAAACAUUUCAAAGCAAUUUUUAAAACUGCGAACGAAGCAGGGUGGGGGGACGCACAAGUGGCAUUAGAGCACGUUGGUUUUGGUGUUGUUUUAGAUGAGGCCGAAGAACGAUGUUUUAAGUUCUUAGAAGAAAAGGGUACAAAUCUCACUACUGACGAAAUAAAGCACGCAUCCAAAGUGCUAGGUGUGAGUUCAGUGAAAUAUGCUGACCUUCAGAACAAUCGGCUGACGAACUACACAUUUUCGUUUGAUAGAAUGCUAGACCUAAAGGGAAACACGGCUAUGUAUCUGCAGUACUCGCACGCGCGGGUUGCGACAAUAUUACAAAAAUCUUCCUUUGCAGGACGACCUGAUCAAUUCAGUAUCAGUCACGAGGAAGAGCGACUCUUAGCUAUUCAGAUUAUCAAGUUUCAAGAUGCUCUACUGACAACGCUACAAGACUUAGCACCUUCAAAGCUCUGCGAGUACCUUUACACGCUUUGUAGUACCUUCAACAACUUCUAUGCGGAAUGCAAAGUAAUAGGUGGAGACAAUGAAGAAAGUAGAAUUUAUCUGUGUGAGCGGACACUAUAUACAAUGAAAUUGACUUUCUCAUUGUUAGGGAUUGAACCACUGGAGAGGCUCUGA
This is a messenger RNA of Ostreococcus lucimarinus CCE9901, 1803 nucleotides long. It is a transcript of the gene ArgS, whose product is annotated as arginyl-tRNA synthetase. Lineage: Eukaryota; Viridiplantae; Chlorophyta; Mamiellophyceae; Mamiellales; Bathycoccaceae. Gene Ontology annotation, cellular component: cytoplasm. The transcript has 2 exons. Gene Ontology annotation, biological process: arginyl-tRNA aminoacylation. The record is from RefSeq and is a predicted model, not a curated record. The coding region runs from base 1 to 1803 and encodes 600 amino acids. Gene Ontology annotation, molecular function: arginine-tRNA ligase activity; ATP binding.